AUGAUUCAUCAGCCAUGGAUUAUCGUUCUAUGCUAUUUAAACAUUUUUCCGGGUGCAUGCCAAACUGCUUCUGAUAAAGGUUAUUGUAACCUACCAAACAGUUUUUCAAUAGAUUGUUGCACAGGGUUUUACCUAAGCGAAAAUAAAUGCAAAGAAUGUGAGCCAGGCUUCAUUGGUAAGAACUGCUCCUUAACCUGUCAAAUAGGAUACUUUGGACUUCAAUGCAAAGAACUUUGUAACUGCUCCCCGGAUAAUUAUUGUGAUCCAAGAAGAGGGUGUGUGUGUAACACAACCAGUGUUAACUGUACAGAUCCAGCUGCUGCUGAUAGUAUAGCAACUCUAAAAGUCGUCCCUUUACUGAUAACCGCCAUCACCUGUCUAGUUCUCGGCACAAUCUGCAUCAGAAUGCGGUAUUCAGAAAUGAUGAAGAGAAAGAAAGAUCUAUUUUCCAUGCAAAAUGUGGCCAACUUUACGGUCAGAAACCAUCCUUCAGAAACAGAAGAGGAAAAUCCGCACGAAGAUAUUUACGACCAUGUAAACCUUAAAGUGCAGUAUUCCAACCACUCUAUCUGUAACACAGGCAGUACGGUAGAUACAGGGGACUCGAGUCUCGGAUUGACUAGUGCAGUCCUUUUACAGCCGUACGAAAGUGUAAAAGGUAUUCAGAACAAAUGGCGUCUACACGACGAGCAGUUUGGUGAAAGUACUGUGGACGAACCUGAUGUAGAAACUGUUGACAACAAGACAACAGAUAGAAAAGCAGAUAUAUAUUCAACACCAUGCAAAUUCAUUACAACGAAACCAAUACAUCGCUAUUCAGAACAAAGACAACAAAGAAAUAACAAUGAACCUGUGACAUUUGAAUAUCCAAACUCGAUUAUUGAUGCAAUCGUUCACGACCCAGAAUCACAAACAAAACCAAGUUCCCCUCUAAAGUGGACACAAGAUGAAGAAAUAUAUACAAACAAUGACAUUUUAGCUCAUACUAACAACUCUUUAAGACUAAAUAGCCCAAUGGAAAGCGAUGAGUCUGAAGAAUACUUUGAUGUCAGUUAUGAAGGACAGCAAACGACGUAGUUACACAAAAAUGAAAAGCUUGACCUUGUUUGUCAAAACCUGGUCCCAAAACGUUAAGUUAGAUCAACUGUCCUGCAAGAAUUUUUUU
Molecule: messenger RNA, 1165 nt
Organism: Magallana angulata
Lineage: Eukaryota; Metazoa; Mollusca; Bivalvia; Ostreida; Ostreidae
Exons: 6
Coding region: 1-1077 (358 amino acids)
Molecular function (GO): scavenger receptor activity
Source: RefSeq, a predicted model, not a curated record